AUGCCGCGACGGACGCAAAGGCAAGUGCAAGUACAGAAUCUAAUUAUGUUUGCAUUGCAGGUAAAGAAAAAACGAGCACAAAUCUGCUUGCGUCGCCAACGGAGGCUCGAAAGCCUUACAGAACGUGAAUUCAAUAGCUUGGAUGCUGUUCUCGAGGACGGAGACUCAGUACUAGUGUCAACAUCCUGUUCAGACCUUGACUCGGAUACUAGUAUGUCCGACACAAGUUCCCCCAGCAGCAGCACCAUUUCCUCGUCUUCUGGCUCAGACUCCAAUGAAUUUUCAGAUGACUCGUCUGUAUACUCAGAUCCAUCCAGCUUGAGUACUGUGUCAGGGCUUGACUCGAGCACUUACUCGGACACAGACUCUGAAUCUGCAGUAUCUGAGUCUCAGUCUACCUCAGGCACUGAUGCUGAUGACGAGCUCGACGAUGACAACAUUGCUGCCAGUGCACCCACUGCGGAGGCACAACUCAGCCAGCUUGUCCGCGAAUUCAUUCGGGAUUCUUAUUCACACCGCUACCAGAUGGCUCACAAUCAGCUUCCUCGUGGCCCGUCUCAGAUGCGCCAUGUGCUAGACGUGCUGAAGCCACAACGUCCUGACAAGUUUCGCGAGAGUCUUCGAGUCUCCCCAUACACCUUUGACAAAAUCUGCACCGAACUCGCAUCUGAUCCAGUGUUCACCAACAAGUCCCAGAAUGAACAAAUUCCCCUCACUGACCAGCUCGCGGUCACACUAUAUCGAUUCGGACACAAUGGUAACGGGGCUAGCAUGCAGGCAGUUGCGGAUUGGGCUGGGCUUGGCAAAGGAACUGUCCACCUCAUCACCCGCAGAGUCAUGACAGCUGUCCUUCGCCCAUCUUUCCGCAAGUCUGCUGUUCGAUUCCCUACUGCAGACGAAAAAGAACUUGCAAAGUCCUGGGUUGAAGCUCACUCCUGUCGUGCAUGGAGGAACGGGUGGUGCCUUGUUGAUGGCACCCUCAUUCCUCUUUACGAUCGUCCUCAUUGGUAUGGAGAAAGCUACUUUGACCGAAAAUCAAAUUAUUCAUUGAAUGUUCAAGUAUUUUAA
Molecule: messenger RNA, 1068 nt
Organism: Suillus clintonianus
Lineage: Eukaryota; Fungi; Basidiomycota; Agaricomycetes; Boletales; Suillaceae
Exons: 1
Coding region: 1-1068 (355 amino acids)
Source: RefSeq, a predicted model, not a curated record